Protopolystoma xenopodis is the source of this 705-nucleotide messenger RNA. The record is from the annotation of a GenBank genome assembly. Lineage: Eukaryota; Metazoa; Platyhelminthes; Monogenea; Polystomatidea; Polystomatidae.
CAUUAUGAAGGCUUGGCUAAUCGGGCUGCACAGAAUCUGCAUAUAAUCGAUCUCUUCAGCUGUUCAUUAGACCAAACAGGACUUCACGAAAUGCGGUACCUGGCUAAUUACACCGGUGGGCAUAUAGUUAUGGGUGACAGCUUUGCUUCAUCCCUCUUUCAGCAGACUUUUCGGCGUGUCUUUGCUUGUGACGCUAACGGUUUUUUAAAGUCUGCUUUUGCUGGCACUUUAGAGGUUAAGACAACACGUGAGCUGAAGGUCUCUGGUUGCAUUGGUCCUUGCUUUUCUGCCAACAUGAAAACAUCAAAUACUGGUGAUCUUGAGAUUGGCGUUGGCCGUACUUCCGUGUGGCGAAUCAACGGAAUGACGCCUAACACCACACUGGGUAUAUAUUUUGAGGUUGCAAAUUCAGGUACUAGUGGCAGCAGCAAUCAGUCUGGUUGCUCGGGUAUGCCUGCUGGCGGCCGCGGCUAUGUCCAAUUCAUCACUCAAUAUCAGCAUGGAAGUGGUCAACGCCGUAUUAGAGUGACUACAGCUUGCAGAAACUGGGUUGAUUCUUCGUCAAUGGGUGGCCAACUACCUCAUCUGAUAGCAAGCUUUGACCAGGAAGCAGCUACUGUGAUGAUGGCUAGAAUCGCAAUGUUUAAGGCAGAGACAUCCGAUUGUGUUGAUGUGCUCAGAAGUGCCUAUGCAUCCUUUAUAUAG